Lutzomyia longipalpis is the source of this 1899-nucleotide messenger RNA. Its product is annotated as serine protease gd-like. Gene Ontology annotation, molecular function: serine-type endopeptidase activity. The transcript has 3 exons. Bases 410 to 1768 code for a protein of 452 amino acids. The record is from RefSeq and is a predicted model, not a curated record. Lineage: Eukaryota; Metazoa; Arthropoda; Insecta; Diptera; Psychodidae. Gene Ontology annotation, biological process: proteolysis.
CAAUGCACUUUGAGUACAAAGUACAUUCGAUUCGUCAUUUACUUGCAAUAGUGCUUUACACAGCUUUGAGCUUUCGGGCGUGCUGAGACAGGAAUAACGCCAUUGUGGAGGGGAAAUUGUCUACGUAGUUUCGGUUUUUACGUCUGACCACGAUCUUUGGGGAUGUGUAGUGGAAAAGCAUAUUACCAUACUUUUGAUUAACAUCCAAAACUUUUUGUUUUCUGACGAUACUGAACUUGAAACUGGCUGGGGAACGUGGUUUAAUUUUUUUUAUACCUGUCCACCACUCUGAAUUGUACCUUGUGGAGUUACCACGACGAGUCAUUUGGAAUCUCACCAGUAGUGGUUCGGUUACAGAGUUAGCAGACACCUUAUUUUCUUGUCGUUGAGAGUUUCACACGGGUAUUCAAUGAUUCUCUUGAAAAUAUUUAUAGUUUUUAGUGUGACAAAAAUUGCAUUUGCUCAGAGAUUUUCAGUUCAAGCAUGUCCUGAUGCGGGAUUGAAAUUCAUAUACAUAAGUUCAGACGUGGGUUGGAGGGGUCUUGGAUGGGCAUGGACACAAGAAUCGCAUAAAGUUCAUAAAUUGAUUUUAGAAAUAGAUUUUGCCACAGCAAGCUUACCGGAUACAACAAAUUUGGGAAUACUUAAAAUAUUGAACUUCUAUCCGGUCCGAAAUCCCAAAAAUGACAAAAAAUGGAAUAUAAUUUAUGAAAUUAUAUUCCCAAUUCAAGAUCCUCUUCCUGAUGUUACAAAAAUUGUUUGGAAUGGUCAAAAUAUAUGUGAUAAUGCAGCUGCUAUUACACCGGAGAAGCCAUAUGUAAUAAAAAUGCGUGCAGUAUACAAUGACUACACUAAAGAGCAAUCGUUUACUACGGAAUUGGUUAAAAACCCAGUAUCCACAACAGCCGCAGCACCAGUACACAACAGUACAAGCGAUGAUGACAGUAAUACUGUUGGUUGCGGUAAAGUAGAUUUAACAAAUAUCUAUGUGCCAUUGGUGUUGGAGGGAAAAACAAUUGAAAGAGGAACAUGGCCAUGGUUAGUAUCCGUGUAUUCAUAUUCAAACCUAAAACUUGGAUUUAAAUGUGGAGCAACGCUCAUUUCGGAUAAACUAGUAGUAACAGCUGCCCACUGCUUCUUCGAUAUCUACAAUCGACAAGUUAAAACUGAUGAUGUCCUCGUCAUUUUGGGGCAGUACAAUUUGAAACGACCUCAAGAUCAAGGAACAAGGAUCGUUUAUCCUGAAAGCGUUAAUAUUCAUCCACGCUAUGCGAAACUCAAUAAGAUUGAUUCGGACAUUGCUGUGGUUGUUAUGCCAGAAAGAGUAAAAUUUACUACAUACAUUCGUGCUGCAUGCCUGUGGAAGGGACCUGCAACGAUAGAUAGCAUUGUUGGUGAAUUGGGUUUUGUUGCAGGAUGGGGUCGUGAUGAGAAUGGGAAUUUCUUUACGGAAUUGCCAAAACAAAGUGAAAUACCUGUGGUAUCCGAUGAAGUUUGUCUACGCUCUCAUCAAGCUUUUUCCAAGAUUACAUCAGAAGUAACCUUCUGUGCUGGAUGGCGCAACGGCACCGAAGGACCCUGCAAUGGAGACUCUGGAGGUCCACUUGUCUUCGAUAGGGAUGGUCGUUGGACACUCAGAGGAGUUGUUUCUACAUCCCUCCUGACUGAUGGCAGCAACACCUGCAAUUUGAACGAAUAUGUUGUGUUUACGGAUGUUGCAAAGUUUACAGAAUGGAUAACAUCAUUUGAUUCUGAAUAUAAUUUUUAAUCUUUUUUGUUAAUUAUAAAAUUUGCCAAUACUCCGUACAAAGAAUCAAAAGUUUCAGUUUAGUAGCUUACUGUGUACAGGAAAUAAAGAUACUUGAGGAAAUAAAAAUUCCGAGGAUGAUCAGUGAAAAA